Messenger RNA from Sander lucioperca (pikeperch), 3379 nucleotides. It is a transcript of the gene clptm1l, whose product is annotated as CLPTM1 like. The coding region runs from base 344 to 2002 and encodes 552 amino acids. Gene Ontology annotation, cellular component: endomembrane system; membrane. The record is from RefSeq and is a predicted model, not a curated record. The transcript has 18 exons. Lineage: Eukaryota; Metazoa; Chordata; Actinopteri; Perciformes; Percidae.
CAAAAUCCCGUACAAGAAAUCAACCAGGAAGCGAAUGGCGGAAAUUUAGAUCCACCUCACCACUCACGCUUUCAGCUAGCAGUUUUUAGGGCAGAUCCGUUUUUGUCCUGAAUGGAGAGGCCAGUUGAGUAGACAGCAGAUGUCUUCAGCUAAAAACGGUGGACGAUUUUGAAGAAACGAUGUCGUCGCGUCUAACUACCCGGCAGGAUCGGUAAAGUGUAUGGACGGAUAGCCUGCUGAGAGAGUCCUGUCACUGACAGCCUGCCAGAUUAAACACCGACAUAUGGCCCUGCUCCUCAGCUAGCCGAGGGAGACGACGUGACAAGACGACCAAACUAGCAUCAUGUUCCUGAAAACAUCUUUCACCACUGUGAUUGUGGGGGUGUUUGUAGUGUACGUGCUCCACACCUGCUGGGUGAUGUACGGGAUAGUGUACACUAAACCCUGCGACAGCCCCAAAGGUGACAACUGUAUCACACCCUUCUUGGCAGGGGACCCAAAACUACAGUUGAGUAUCUACACUGCACUGCAGCCCAAUGCAGAGGGAGGACAUACUUUGAUCUACAAAGAGGAAAAAUUUGAUGUCAACAGCAAAUUUGAGAGGAUAGUAAAUGUCUCCCUCCCUAAGAAGACCCGCAACAAUGGAACUUUAUAUGCGCUAAUAUUUGUCCAUCAAGCUGGCGUCACUCCGUGGCAGGAUCCACAACAGGUCCACUUGGUGGCUCAGCUUACCACAUACAUGGUCCCUAAACUGCCUGAAAUCUCUUUGAUAUCUGGCGAGGAUCAAACACAGGGUCAGAAAGAAGAAGCCCAGCAGAAGAGACGUGAUGGUAACCCUACGGCAGGGGGUGGAGCUGGUCCCUCUUCCAAGGCCGACCACCCAGUUUCUCACUGGCGCACUCGCCUGACACUCAACAUUGUCAGCGACCACUUCCUGUUUGACAGAGAAUACCUGCCUAGUGAUGUCCACAGAUACCUCAGAGUAUUCCAAAAUGGUAAGAAGAUGGUUUAUCUACCUCUGCUGUUUGUUGAUGAGCUCAGCAACCGGGUCAAGGACCUUGUGGAGAUCAACAGUACCUCCAUGGAGCUCCCUCUGACCAUCUCCUACGACUCUAUCUCUCUGGGGAGGCUACGAUUCUGGAUCCACAUGCAAGACGCGGUUUUCUCUCUGCAACAGUUUGGUUUCACAGAAAAGGAUGCUGAUGAGAUUAAAGGAAUCUUCGUGGACACCAACCUGUACUUCCUGGCUCUGACCUUCUUUGUAGCUGCCUUCCAUCUCCUCUUUGACUUCCUGGCAUUCAAGAACGACAUCAGCUUCUGGAAGCAGAAGAAAAGCAUGGUGGGAAUGUCCAGCAAAGCAGUGCUGUGGCGUUGUUUCAGCACCAUAGUGAUUUUCCUCUAUUUGUUUGACGAGCAGACCAGCCUGCUUGUCCUCAUACCUGCUGGCGUCGGCUCUAUCAUUGAAGUAUGGAAAGUGAAGAAGGCCUUGAAGAUUCAGGUUUUCUGGAAAGGAGGCAAACCAACAUUCCUGUAUGGGAAAUCAGAUGAAUCGGAGAGGAGAACAGAAGAGUAUGAUACUCUGGCCAUGAAGUAUCUCUCAUACCUCCUUUACCCGUUGUGUAUCGGAGGGGCUGUGUAUGCUCUAAUAUUCCUACGAUAUAAGAGUUGGUACUCAUGGUUGAUCAACAGUUUGGUUAAUGGUGUAUAUGCCUUUGGCUUCCUCUUCAUGCUUCCUCAACUGUUUGUCAACUAUAAGCUGAAAUCUGUGGCCCACCUGCCCUGGAAAGCCUUUACGUACAAGGCGUUCAAUACCUUCAUCGACGAUGUGUUUGCCUUCAUCAUCACCAUGCCAACGUCCCACAGACUGGCCUGUUUCAGGGACGAUGUGGUGUUUCUCAUUUACCUCUACCAGAAAUGGCUCUACCCAGUGGACAAAACGAGAGUAAAUGAAUACGGAAUUUCUUACGACGAAAAACCCAAAGGAAAGACUCACAAGGACUAGUGAGGAAAUACUUCUGGCUUCCAUGAUCUGGUAUCUUGUCUUCAGUCCACAGGUAUCCACUGAUUGGUAUUGGUCAUUUAGUAUCAACGGAGCUGGUUUAACGGUCCAGAGGCACCUGGGGAAAAAAAUUUUGGGCUCUGUUCAGUUAGUUGUAAAUGGACCAGACGCAUCAACAUCCUUGUGUUUUUAUGACUUUUUGCUCCGUCCCAUAGUGUUGAAAGGUCAACAUCUGCUUAUCUGCCUCAUGCAGUCUGGGGAAUGUUUUUUUUUUGCAGUGUGUGAUGGGACAGGAAGAUCAUUAAACUGACUGGCCGGCACCUUGCUUACGACUGUGACCAUGUCUACCACAGGUCAGACACUGCUCACCUUUGGUAUGAAAUAGUACACUGAUUACUAUAGUAACUCUACUAUAGUAGAUAUUGGUGGUCAUUUUGAGCCUUCUCAGCUAGAGAUUCUGCUCUUCACAAUCCACAAAGCCAGUCACAUUCCUUGUCUAUUGGAACAGCUCCAUACUGUUAUUAUAUCACUGGAUGUCUUUUUUUUUUUUACCUGGAUUUCCAGCUUUGCAUGUCUGCAAAUACUGGUUUGGUUGUGCUAAGCUGCAAGAGUAAGGUAUGAUUUAUUACAGAAGGGUGGGACUCCAAAUUAACAUGAAACUGACUUACUUUAUUUUCAGAAUUUUAAUAGCAAUGUUAAAAAAGGAUUUAUUAUAAUUUUGAACAUGUUUAAAUCAAUUAAUUAACUGACUGCAUACAUUUUGAGAAGAACUGCUUUGAAGAAUGAUAUAUCUAAAUAUAUUGAUUUUCCAGAUAAUCAUUCCAUAUGUGCAAAGUGUGAUACAUCAGAGCUUUCAAUCACAGUUUCCCAGUCCUAAGUCAAUGCAUUGUUAGCUCAGUUAAUCAUUCCUGAUGCAGAAUUUGAGUGCUUUUCUAGAAAGUAUAUGAAAUUGUGAUAAUUAUGUUUAAAUAUUGCUCAGUGAAAAGGUUGUUAACAAUUUGCUCUUAAAAAGUAUCAAUUUGUUGACAUUUCAAAUUAUUUUUUUCCAAAAUGAUGAAGACAAAGCUUUCGUGUUUUAACCCUGGUACAAAUUCCAGAAUGACAGAUCCUGUUAAAGCAGGAAUAUACAUGCUUAAAAUGACUGAGGCAGAAGACAAAGAAAAGGACACUUAAAAUGAAACAAAGAAUUAAUGAGAAAUGUCAAAUACAACACUUAACUUUAAGAGUUUUACAAAUGUACUUUCCACCGAUGUAAUACGGCUGUUAAUAGUAUCACAAUAGCAGAUUCUGAUUUGUUGCCAUGGUGAAGGGGAUACAUUGCCUCAAUGUUUCAGAAUUUUUAUCUGCAAUAGAAGCAGAGAAGAUUCUGAUUUGUUGCCA